AUGUCGGCUCUUCUUCGCUGCUCCGUUCUUCCUGGUGCAGUGGUGACGCUGCAGUUCUGGGCUUUGUGGGGAGGGGCCUUGGCCGAGCGAGCCCUCAUCGAUCGCGAAGAGGUUCGUGAAGAGAUCGCAGCUCAUGUGCAGGAGGACCGUCGCGAAGGUGGCAUCGAGAUCCGCGUGUAUGACGGAUACAGGUACAGCGAGCUCCAAUUCGACAUCAAGUUCCCCCAAAAGCGCUGGGCAAGCCUGAUCUGUGCUGAGAAUGAAAGGCGCAACGGCUACACCAUGGCAGAGUGGUUUAACUGGUGCAAGAAUCCGAGGAACCGUUGCAAAGGUGCCGAAUCCUGGAUGUCUUCGAAGAACAAGAAGAAGAGCCAAGAGGAUCCCAGCGUCUUGGAGGACAGGAGAAUCAGGGAGUGCCGACCCGCCGACUUCCGAUUGGCGCAUGAUGGCCACUGGUACCUUUUGGAGGAGUUCAGAGCCCACUUCGACCAGCCUAUGAUGCCCAGCAUGGGCGAGGCGGUCUUCGCACAGGCACCGACCGACCUGCUGACCUGGUACCGCCAGCGUGACCAGGCUGAGCGCAACGGCCGCUGA
This is a messenger RNA of Symbiodinium natans, 594 nucleotides long. Lineage: Eukaryota; Dinophyceae; Suessiales; Symbiodiniaceae. The record is from the annotation of a GenBank genome assembly.